This is a messenger RNA of Ruditapes philippinarum (Manila clam), 1538 nucleotides long. RefSeq names its product beta-1,3-galactosyltransferase 6-like. The record is from RefSeq and is a predicted model, not a curated record. The transcript has 2 exons. Gene Ontology annotation, cellular component: membrane. Bases 255 to 836 code for a protein of 193 amino acids. Lineage: Eukaryota; Metazoa; Mollusca; Bivalvia; Venerida; Veneridae. Gene Ontology annotation, molecular function: hexosyltransferase activity.
ACUGUACCCAAGAGGUAGAACGAUCGGAAUGAAUUAACCAGAUGAUAGCGUGAGAAUAUAUGAAUUAUGAUUUGUUUGCAUCAGAGGUUACCAUGAUUGAACUAGGAGCAAGAUUAACAGUUUUAUUCUGUAUUGAACAACUGUACUGACUGUAGAUAUGUACUGAAUAUACAGAUAUUGGGGAUAAUACGGCACUAAGGAUAAAGAUACUGAUGUUAAUACCACUGUAAUGCAUUGUUUAAUCAAACACAGUGAUGGUAUUCCGAAUGUUAAUGAUGAGAUUCAAACGCAGGUUCUCGUCAGCCUUGCUGUUCGGACUCGUUGCUGUUAUUUCACUACUGAUACUUCUUACAUUUUGCCAUACACCUUGUGAGGUAGGAGAGGAAAGGGAGAUCAACACUAGUGAAUUAUCAAACAACAAUGUAGAGUUGAUGUUUGCCACAAAUUUACUUAUUGUUGUUAUGUCAGCUCCAACACACUUUGAUGUUAGGAAUGUAAUAAGAGAAACGUGGGCCAACACCUUGCCAAAUGGUGCAUCAGUGAGAUUUGUGGUUGGUCGUAAAAACCUCCCUGAGCAGACCUUAGAAAAUGUAAAACAGGAGAAUAAGGUUAAUAGGGAUUUAUUAUUGCUAGAUGAUAUUGAAGAGUCAUAUAGUAGUUUGACUAAGAAAUUAUUGUCAACAUUAAAAUGGGUUGAUAAACAUGUGAAAUAUAACUUUCUAAUGAAGGUUGAUGAAGAUUCAUUUGUACGAGUAGAAAACAUUUUAGAAGAACUGCUGGCGAAACCGCAAGAGAAACUGUAUUGGGGUUUCUUUGAUGGUCGUGCCCCAUGUUAAAAGAUCUGGAAAAUGGUCGGAGAAAAGAUUUUGUUCUAUGUGACCGUUACCUGCCAUACGCUCUAGGAGGAGGAUAUGUGAUCUCAAAAGAUUUAGUAACUUAUGUAGCGAAAAAUGCAGAUAUAUUAAAACAGCUCAAAUAACGAAGAUGUGUCCCUCGGUACUUGUUAGGACCUCUUGAUAUAAACAGAAUUCAUGAUGUGAACUUUGACACUGAAUAUAAAUCUCGUGGAUGCUACAACUCGUAUCUUGUCACUCAUAAAAAAUCUGCGGAUGAGCUACAGGAACUGCAGAAAAACUUAGGAAUGCUUGGGAGAUUGUGUGCCAAAGAGAAUAGAGUCAGACUUUCAUAUAAUUAUAACUGGAAUGAUCUUCCUACAAAAUGUUGUGAGAGAACAGAUCCCGCAAUACCAUAGAACAAUAAAAGCUAUGCUAAAGUAUCGAACAAUAAAAGCCAUGCUAGAGUAUAUUACAAUAAAAGCCAUGCUACAGUAUAUUACAAUAAAAGCCAUGAUUAAGUAUAAAACAAUAAAAGCCAUGCUUAGGUAUAUUACAAUAAAAGCCAUGCUAAAGUAUAAAACAAUAAAAGCCAUGCUAAAGUAACAAUAAAAGCCAUAAAAGUAUUGGACAAUACAUGUUAUCCUUAAAUAUUAAGCCAAUCAAGGAGUGCCAUAGAAUUAGACAAGCUAAAUUAUAAAGUCA